Messenger RNA from Rotaria sp. Silwood2, 894 nucleotides. Lineage: Eukaryota; Metazoa; Rotifera; Eurotatoria; Philodinida; Philodinidae. The record is from the annotation of a GenBank genome assembly.
AUGUUAAAAGUCUUGAAUACUUAUGACCAUGAUUUAUCACUUCGGUGGGCUUUAUGUGGUCGAUUGAAUUCUCCAUAUCUUUAUUUAAGAAAAUUUAUAAUUGCUUUAGAAUUUUCUGGUUCAGGUUAUGUUUGGAUUCCUUAUUCAUUCAUUAUGAUUGGAAUUAAUUACACAUCAGUAAAUGAAGCUAUGCGUUACAUUUUACUAUUUACUGGACUUAUGUUUGAUGUUGCUGUUAUUGGUACAGCAAAAUGGUUUGUACGUCGCCCAAGACCAAUAAUUAAUCAUGAUGAUGUUCUUUCAAUAGGACCAGAUAAAUAUUCUUUUCCAAGUGGUCAUACAUCUCGAGCUGUAUUUCUACUUUUUUAUUUUAUAAAUACUUCUUUUUUUCAAAAUAUCCGAGGUUCAGUUAUUAUAAGUUGGUUAAGUACUGUAGUUGCAUCACGUAUUUUAUUAGGACGUCAUUACAUAUCAGAUGUUUUAGCUGGAGUUUUGUUUGGAAUUUUUGAAUGUGCAGCUGUUGUACUUCAAGCAAAUUGUCAAAAUGAUACAUCAGAAUCAAAAUUUAUAUAUCGACGUGUUUGUUAUUUUGCCAAUUGGGCAGCUAAACGAACUGAUAAUAUUAGUCGUUUAACUCCCGAAGAUAUUGAUCCAUUUUUAUGUACACAUAUUAAUUUUGCUUUUGGUAAAGUACUCGAAAGUUUAACAUUAGCACCAUAUGAAGAAGAUGAUUUGAAAGGAUGGACUCUAAAUUCAAAAGGCAUGUAUGAACGUGUAUUAAAACUGAAAGAAACCAAUCCCGAUCUACGUGUUUUAUUGAGUGUUGGAGGGUGGACACAUGCAUCACGUGGAUUUAAUGAUGUAUCAAAAAAUGAUGCUAAUAUGUAUGAUUAA